This is a messenger RNA of Lotus japonicus, 1045 nucleotides long. Its product is annotated as WUSCHEL-related homeobox 4. The record is from RefSeq and is a predicted model, not a curated record. Gene Ontology annotation, molecular function: DNA binding; DNA-binding transcription factor activity. Gene Ontology annotation, biological process: phloem or xylem histogenesis; procambium histogenesis; cell division. NCBI's taxonomy places the organism in Eukaryota, Viridiplantae, Streptophyta, Magnoliopsida, Fabales, Fabaceae. Gene Ontology annotation, cellular component: nucleus. The coding region runs from base 21 to 704 and encodes 227 amino acids. The transcript has 3 exons.
CACUCAAUUGUACACCAUAUAUGGGAAGCAUGAAGGUGCAUCAGUUCACACGUGGAUUCUGGGAGCACGAACCCUCCCUCACGCUCGGCUGCAAGAGAUUACGCCCUCUCGCUCCCAAGCUUCCCAACACUACUGACACCACGGCCGCCGCCACCACCACCACCACUCAUUCUCUUCCAUUCGACAUCAAGAGCUUCAUCAGACCAGAAAGUGGCCCCAUAAAACUCUUAUCCUCUGAUGAUAAUAAGAAAGAUCCACCUUCACCCCAGAGCCAGGUUGAAACGCAUCCGGGAGGGACAAGGUGGAACCCGACGCAAGAGCAGAUAGGUAUAUUGGAGAUGUUGUACAGAGGAGGGAUGCGAACUCCAAAUGCUCAGCAAAUAGAGCAGAUCACAGCUCAGCUUAGCAAGUAUGGAAAGAUCGAAGGGAAGAACGUGUUCUAUUGGUUUCAGAACCACAAAGCGCGCGAGAGGCAAAAGCAGAAACGCAACAGCCUUGGCCUUUCUCAUAGCCCUCGAACUUCCACCAUUCAAACUAUAUCUUUGGAAACCAGAAGGGGAGAAGUGGUGGAAAGAGAUGAGGAAGAUAGUCCAUACAAGAGGUGUAGGAGAUGGGGAUUUGAGUGCUUGGAAGAGCAAAUAGGUAAUAAGGAGGAGGAACAUAGAACUCUGGAGCUUUUCCCAUUGCACCCGGAAGGAAGAUGAAGCGGGGUUGACCAUUUAUCCAUCAUUUUUCACUUCACUUUUGUUCGGAAUUCAAGCUGGUUGAGUGCAUAUUUAGAAGUUCGUUUAAAAAUGGUGAAGUUAAAAUCAUAAUAAACAGAAGUAAAAGUUAAAGAAAAUUACUUCUGUUUUAACAUGAUUUGUCUUCAUUGCGAAUCUAAAACGAGUUUCUGAAUGAAUGUGCUAGCUAGCUUCUUUAAUUUGCUUUAUUUUUCUUCUUUCUUUGUGUAUUGGGAAAGAAGAAAGACAAAGUUGAUCAUGUCUCUCAGAUCUGUUCCAUCUCUAGCUCCCACUUAAUGCUAUUCCUAACUUUUGGAACCCAA